Molecule: messenger RNA, 3890 nt
Organism: Manis pentadactyla (Chinese pangolin)
Lineage: Eukaryota; Metazoa; Chordata; Mammalia; Pholidota; Manidae
Gene: USP2
Product: ubiquitin specific peptidase 2
Exons: 15
Coding region: 296-2302 (668 amino acids)
Biological process (GO): protein deubiquitination
Cellular component (GO): cytoplasm
Molecular function (GO): cysteine-type deubiquitinase activity
Source: RefSeq, a predicted model, not a curated record
UCCCAGUCCUCAGGGAGAGCCGACAAGAGACAGGAGCGGCAGAGCGGGCACAGACGGGAGCACCAAGGCCCGAGAGGUUAAGAAUCCUGCUCCUUCCUCCUGUGACCCUGCCCAGCCCGGUCUGUGCCUUGGACCCCUGAGCACUCCAACAGAGUAAACAACUAAGGUUCAGGCAGCUUAAGUGGCUUGCCCAUUGUCUCAGAGCCAAUAAAAGAGAAAGACCUGGAAUCCAAGCACAGGCCCAGAAGUCCAUGCCCAUGAGGCUCCCAGUCCCCACUGAGUGCCGCCCUGAAGGAUGUCCCAGCUAUCCUCCACCCUGAAGCGCUACACAGAAUCAGCCCGCUACACAGAUGCCCCUUACGCCAAGUCAGGCUAUGGCACCUACAUGUCCUCCUCCUACGGGGCUGACCCGGCUGCCUCCUUCCUGGAGAAGGAGAGGCUUGCUUUCAAGCCGGGUCCCCCCACCAGCCUCCUCACCCGCCCCCAUGCCUAUGGCCCUUCCUCCAUCCUGGACUAUGACCGGGGCCGCCCCCUGCUGAGACCCGACAUCAUCGGGGGUGGAAGGCGGGCAGAGAGCCAGCCUCGGGGCACUGAGCGGCCUUCAGGCAGUGGACUCAGUGGGGGUGGCGGUUUCCCUUACGGAGUGACCAGCAACUCCCUUGCCUACCUGCCCAUCAAUGCCCGGGACCACGGGGUAACCCUGACCCAAAAGAAGUCGAACAGCCAAUCAGACCUGGCCCGGGAUUUCUCCAGCCUCCGGACCUCGGACAGCUACCGGAUAGACCCCGGGAACGUGGGCCGCAGCCCCAUGCUGGCCAACACACGUAAGGAGCUGUGUGUCCUGCAGAGCCUCUACCAGGGCACCAGCCACUCAGAGUACCUGACCAACUACCUGGAGAACUAUAGCCACAAGGGCAGCGCACCCCACGGGCCUGGCCAGGCCCCCCCGUCACGAGUCCCUGAAGUCCUCAGCCCCACCUACCGACCGAGUGGCCAUUACAGCCCGUGGGAGAAGAGCCAGAGCCAGGCCUCUGGGUCCAGCCGCUCCAGCGAUUCAGGGCGAGACACCAUGGAAACCCACUUCAUCACCUGUGCCCUCGGCAAUGGUCCAGCAGUGCCCUCGGAAAUGCUCAACUACCCCUACACACACUGCGAUUCUCACCCUCUACUUUUCCACCCAGCAUGCCAUGGUCCCCUGCAGGCCCUGCCCAACCCUGGACUGAAUGCGGAGGCCCCCAGAGUACCGGUGUUCCCUGUGAAUUCUAAGAGUGCCCAGGGCCUGGCUGGUCUCCGCAACCUUGGGAACACGUGCUUCAUGAACGCCAUUCUGCAGUGUCUGAGUAACACCCGGGAGCUGAGAGAUUACUGCCUGCAGAGGCUCUACACGCGGGAUCUCAGCCGCAGCAGCAAGGCCCACACAGCCCUCAUGGAAGAGUUUGCAAAACUACUCCAGACUAUAUGGACUUCAUCCCCCAAUGAUGUGGUAAGCCCCUCUGAGUUCAAGACCCAGAUCCAGAGAUAUGCACCUCGCUUCGUCGGCUAUAAUCAGCAGGAUGCUCAGGAGUUUCUUCGCUUCCUCCUGGACGGGCUCCAUAACGAGGUGAACCGAGUAACAGUGAGGCCUAAGUCCAACCCUGAGCACCUCGAGCAUCUUCCUGAUGAUGAGAAAGGGCGACAAAUGUGGAGGAAAUAUCUCGAAAGGGAAGACAGUCGGAUUGGGGAUCUCUUUGUUGGGCAGCUGAAAAGUUCCCUGACGUGUACCGACUGUGGUUACUGUUCUACAGUCUUCGAUCCUUUCUGGGACCUCUCACUGCCCAUUGCUAAGCGAGGUUAUGCUGAGGUGACUUUAAUGGACUGCAUGAGGCUCUUCACCAAAGAGGAUGUGCUGGAUGGCGAUGAAAAGCCAAUGUGCUGUCGCUGCCGAGCCAGAAAACAAUGUAUCAAGAAGUUCUCCAUCCAGAGGUUCCCAAAGAUCUUGGUGCUCCAUCUGAAGCGGUUCUCAGAAUCCAGGAUACGAACCAGCAAGCUCACAACAUUUGUGAAUUUCCCACUAAGGGACCUGGACUUGAGAGAAUUUGCCUCAGAAAACACCAACCACACUGUUUACAACCUGUACGCUGUGUCCAAUCACUCCGGUACCACCAUGGGAGGCCAUUAUACAGCCUACUGCCGGAGCCCAGUGACAGGCGAAUGGCAUACUUUCAAUGACUCCAGUGUCACACCCAUGUCCUCCAGCCAAGUGCGCACCAGCGACGCCUAUUUGCUCUUCUAUGAAUUGGCCAGUCCAGCCUCCCGCAUGUAGCAGCAAGGAACUACAUCCCUUUCUCCGUUCCCUGUGGCAGCCCCACACCCCAAGUUUUUUUUUUAAAAGACAAAAAAGAAAAAUACCGACAAAUAAGAGAAAAAUAAACUAAAGCUGCCGAGCAGGAGCUGCCUUAGCCUGGCCGCAGCCUGGAGCAGGGAGCCAGGUGCUCCUGAGCCAUGCCCAGCAGGGAAGAUCGACAGGACGCAGAGACCAGGGCCAGCAGCGCAGCACCUUCUCGGCUUCUCUUGUUUGCAUUUUUAGACCUGUGGCUUUGUCCCGUGUGUAAUGAACAGCAGCGGUCCGCGUGCAGGAGAUCCUCGUCCGCUGCUGCCGGCACCAGCCCCCGCGCCACCCGAGAAGACAGCGCCCUCUAGAGCCUCGGGCCUGCCCUGCCCACCGGGACCCUGCUCACCCAUCCAGAAGCAGAAAAAACGUCCUGAGCCAGGAGCCCCCUCAACGCUGCGAACUCCAGGGGGACAGACGGGACAUCUUUGAAAAAAGCUGGUUUUGGUUUUUAAAAGCCCAACUGUUUUUUUAAUUACCACAACUAUUCAGACCGGAGAUGCUCUCCUUCACAGCUGGGAUGCUGGUCUUUUUUUUUUAAUUCUUCAAAUACAACUUUUCUAACGCUAGCCCUCGGUGGUGCUAGGUGGGUGUUGGCCACGCCCCAAGCACAGCCACAGUAGACCUGGGAUCUAAUAAGUUUUUCUGUUUGUUUUUUAAAAUGUUUUGGAUGGAAUCUAGUUGCCUCCAAGAAUUGUGCCUUAUAGCAUUUGGGGACCAGGGGGUAACUGCCCCUCCCUGAAAUAUCCCUCAGCCUCUUCCUCUUCCCCAGUGCCAUGUUCAGCCCGCUGGGGUUGCUAGGGGCAUGUCCUUCACCCCUGGCUUGUUCACACUGCAGUGAGGUGACAGAGCAAGUAAAAGAUUUCUUCUGCUAGCGUAUGGAGUUCUCCCUGCCCAGUUCCUCCAACCUGCCUCUGGUCCACUCCCCAGUUGUUUGAAGGAAAGUGCAAGCCCCUUCCCCCUGCAUACUCUCCCCUUUAUUUAUUCCCUUUUAAGAUGCUUUUUCUCCCUGACCAUCCUGCCCCCGCCUUCUCAGAGCCUCCCAGAUGUAGGCCCUUUGGACCGGAUUUCUCAGGGACGCCCAUGCCGCCCCUCAGCUCCUCUUGACGUCAGUCUGCAGUUCUGUCCUGGGAACUGGAGCCUGGGUGUUUGGGGCAUCUUGCCUCAGUUGUAUGACUCCUUCCCAUGGGCUUGAUUUUGCCCUAAGUAGUUGGACAAAACUCUGCUGCAGAAAAUAAAGUGGUUCUGCACCAAGGCCGGGAGCUCUGCAUAGAGCUCUUGGCAUCCACAUAGCUGGGCCUGGCUUGUGCCCCUCAGGGUCUGGAGCUUCCCAGUGCUCCCAGCAAGAGGCAUCAGGGCAAGACACCCCAAGUUUAACUCGCCCGACGCCCUUCUCCAGGGAAGACCUAUGAACCUGAGCCAAAGGGCUGCUGUGUACUUGUUUACUGUGUAAGCAAGAGUAGAAGAGUGUCUAAUGUACAGUGGAACCUUGUACAGAAUAAAUCAUAGCUUUGAGAAAUGA